Drosophila sechellia is the source of this 284-nucleotide messenger RNA. RefSeq lists its product as uncharacterized. The transcript has a single exon. The record is from RefSeq and is a predicted model, not a curated record. NCBI's taxonomy places the organism in Eukaryota, Metazoa, Arthropoda, Insecta, Diptera, Drosophilidae. The coding region runs from base 1 to 255 and encodes 84 amino acids.
AUGAAGUACUUUGUGAUCUGUGUUUUAGCUGCAAUCGUUCUUUUCCAGGCGGCAUCGGGAUUCAAGCGGCGAGUGAUCUAUGUGGUACCAGCCACCACAACGACCACAACGGCAGCACCAUUGAACGCCACGGCGACCGAAGCUCCUGAGGUGGCUUACAAGGUGGUCUUCUGUUCCUGGAAGAACAACUGGUGUCGUCCCGCCUCGAAAACCGUGAACAAUUGCAAGUGGGGCAUCUGCAAGUUCAAUGGAUAAAACUCAAUAAAAAAAACGUUGAUAAUGUU